AAAAAGCACAGAAUAUUAUUAAUAAUAUUGUUUAUGGGAAAGUCAAUAUCGCUGAUGUGAUGCCUAUACUGGAGAGCUUGGGAGUUGAGUUAAGUAAAGAAAAGCUCACUGAGACUCUAAAAUCCAUAAAACCUGAUGAAGAGGGAAAGGUGGCAUUUGAGGAUGUAGCCAACAAAUUAAUUUCAAGCAAAGAUGCAUUAAAGGGCCAACAAAUAGAGAAUGCACGUACAAUUCUUUUCAAUGUCACCAAUGGGAAAGUUGCUCUUGAAGAUUUGUUACCUACUAUGGAGUCCUUGGGAAUUGAUUUAGCUGAUGAAGCUCUUAAAGAAACACUGCAAUCAGUUGAACCUGAUGGUGAUGGAAAAGUAGAUUUCAAGGAAACUAUUGAGGAAUUCCUUAAGCAAAAAAAGCUACAAAUAGCCCAACAAAUAGAAAAAGCACAGAAUGCUGUUUCCACUGUAACCAAUGGGAUGAUCCCUGUUGAGGAUUUAUCAUCUACCCUGGAAAGCUUUGGAAUCAAACUAAUAGAUGACCUGCUUAAGAAUAUUCUGCAGUCUGUUGGAACUGAGGAUGAUGGAACAGUGAAUUUAAAGAAAUUUGUGGAAGAACUACAGAAGGAUGAAGAAUUCCCAAAGGAUAAAGAAACAGAAAAAGCGUUAAAAGCUGUCACCAAGUUUGCUGAGGAGAAAGUCAAGAUCAGUGAUGUCUCUCCUAUUCUGGAGAGCUUAGGUGUCAAGUUACCUAAAAAAGACCUUCAAAAAGCAUUGGAAACUCUUAAAACUUUUGGUGGACCAGUGAAAUUGAAGACUAUUGUUGAUAAAUUAGCUACUAAUGAAGAAUUUCCCGAAUACCAACGAAUAGAAGAAGCAUGUAAUGCUGCCAUAAAUGUUAUUGAUGGGAAGGUAAAAAUUGAUGAACUGAUGCCCACCCUGCAGCACUUGGGAGUCCAGGUAGCUGAUGAUCUUAUUAAAGAAACACUGGAAUUGGUGACACCUGAUGAUGAUGAAACAGUCAAUUUACAGGAAUUUAUUGACAAUUUAGCAAAAUCUGAACCAUUUAAAGAUAUCCAACGAAUAGAAAAUGCGCGUGAAUUUGUCAGCAGUACUAAAGAAGGGAAAGUGAAGAUGGAUGACUUGUCACCUACUUUGGAAACAUUGGGAGUGGAUUUAACACCUGAAGAGAUGAAGGAAACUCUGAAAUCAGUUCAGCCUGAUGAGAAUGGAGAUGUGGAUUUAAAGGAUUUUGUCAAGAAAUUGGCAGAAAUGGAAAAUUUUAAGAAGUGUAAACCACUAAAAGAUGCAUGUAACGUUUUUGACAACAUCACUGACAGAAACAUCAGUGUUAGUCAACUCAUCCCUACAAUGAAGGAUUUGGGGGUUUCUCUGAAUCAGGACGAAGUUAAUGAGGCAUUGAAAUCUGUGGAGGUUGAUGAACAUGGAAGAGUUAAUCUAAAGGACUUUCUUGAUGUUUUAUCUAAAACUGAAAAUUUUUUGGAAGGUCAACGAUUAGAAGAUGUAGGUGACAUUAUCUCAAAAAUCACUGAUGGAAAAGUCAUGGUCAGUGAUUUGGCCCCUACCCUGGAGAGCUUGGGAGUCCAGGUAACUAAACAAGACAUUAAGGAAGUACUGCCAACUGUCAAGAUGGAUGUAGAUGGAGCUAUAAACUUAAAGAGUUUUGUUGACAAUUUGGCUAAAAGGCAACAAUCGAAGGAAGCAAUGCGUGAGUAUGAAUUUCAAAAAAGGAGUGACUAA
Sarcophilus harrisii (Tasmanian devil) is the source of this 1751-nucleotide messenger RNA. Its product is annotated as EF-hand calcium-binding domain-containing protein 13-like. The record is from RefSeq and is a predicted model, not a curated record. Gene Ontology annotation, molecular function: calcium ion binding. The transcript is spliced from 16 exons. NCBI's taxonomy places the organism in Eukaryota, Metazoa, Chordata, Mammalia, Dasyuromorphia, Dasyuridae. Bases 60 to 1751 code for a protein of 563 amino acids.